CUGGAUGGGGUAAACCUCAGUGCACUUCCUUUCUGUUGCCUCAGUAUUACUGGAUUGAAGAAUUGCUGCUUCUUGUUAGGAGGUUCAUUUCCAUUUAUCAUUACUUCCAACUUCAUCCUCAAAGCACUGAGAAUUUCAAGUGGAGUAUAUUGAAGUAGACUUCAGUUUCUUUGCAUCAUUUCUGUAUUCAAUUUUUUAAAUUCUUUCAUAACCCUUUUGAGUGUUUUUUAACUAAAUUAACAGGGCUCGAAUGAACCGCCCAGCUCCUGUAGAAGUCACAUACAAGAACAUGAGAUUUCUUAUUACACACAAUCCAACCAAUGCGACCUUAAACAAAUUUAUAGAGGAACUUAAGAAGUAUGGAGUUACCACAAUAGUAAGAGUGUGUGAAGCAACUUAUGACACUACUCUUGUGGAGAAAGAAGGCAUCCAUGUUCUCGACUGGCCUUUUGAUGAUGGUGCACCACCGUCUAACCAGAUUGUUGAUGACUGGUUAAAUCUUGUAAAAAUCAAGUUUCGUGAAGAACCUGGUUGUUGUAUUGCCGUUCAUUGUGUUGCAGGCCUUGGGAGAGCUCCAGUGCUUGUUGCUCUCGCAUUAAUUGAAGGUGGAAUGAAAUAUGAAGAUGCAGUACAAUUCAUAAGACAAAAGCGGCGGGGAGCUUUUAACAGCAAGCAACUUUUGUAUUUGGAGAAGUAUCGUCCUAAGAUGCGGCUGCGCUUCAAAGACUCCAAUGGUCAUAGAAACAACUGUUGCAUUCAAUAAAACUGGGGUGCCUGAUGCUGUUGCCUUGGAAGUAAAACUUGAGACAGGACCUAAUUUGUCAUAUGUACGUGUAUUAGCCAACACGUUGGCUUGAUUAAUGAAGCUUCCAUAGGAGUAUUGUAAAGCAGUUUUACCAGGCCACAAGCUUAACAGAAUUGCAACCUCUAAGUUUGGGUUACAGUCAACCUUUUUGGACACUAAGCAAAAGAUUCUUGCUGUUCAGCAUUUAAAUGUGCUUAUCAUUUGUACCAAUUGACCUUUCCUGAAAUCAUGCGGUAUUAUUGAGUUAUGUCUUGUUUAAAUCUAUUCCCAUGCCAGAAUCUUAUCAAUAUAUAAGAAAUUUAGAAAAAUUAGGUGCCAAAAUAUCCAGCACAAUACUUGUAUAUUUUUAGUAUCGUACAGAACUAAAAUCCCAGGAACUAU
Messenger RNA from Otolemur garnettii (small-eared galago), 1186 nucleotides. Its product is annotated as protein tyrosine phosphatase type IVA 1. The record is from RefSeq and is a predicted model, not a curated record. Bases 251 to 763 code for a protein of 170 amino acids. Gene Ontology annotation, molecular function: protein tyrosine/serine/threonine phosphatase activity. Lineage: Eukaryota; Metazoa; Chordata; Mammalia; Primates; Galagidae. Gene Ontology annotation, biological process: protein dephosphorylation. Gene Ontology annotation, cellular component: nucleus. The transcript has a single exon.